ACUGUUUCCAGCUAUUGGUUGACAACCUCGGAAUGGUUCAUUUUGGCAAAAAAAUGUGUUCUCCUUUUCCUAUUUGAUCCAUUACUAAACUGUUUUGCUUUCUACUUAGGUGGGAAACGAAAUUUCGGUCGUGCGUUAGUAGUUGUAGUGACUUGUACGAAUAUGCAAUCUGCAUUUAACCAUUGGAUUUUGUUUUUGGUAUGCUUUCAUUACGCUUGUGCAAUAUUGAAACACGCAGGACGCGUUCCUGUUCCGUUGCCGCCGAAUUUACCAGCUCUUUCUAUCUGUACUCGGUGUAUCCGUCCAAGACCUAUUCGUGCACAUCAUUGCAGUGUUUGUGGCGAGUGUAUUCUCCGCAUGGAUCAUCACUGUCCGUGGAUCGCUAACUGUGUCGGUCUACGUUCCCAUCGGCAUUUUUAUUUAGUGCUAUGGUUUAUGAGUUUGGGCGGUCUGUACAUGCUCACCGUGGGAAGGUGGGAGUUCAAUGUGCAUGUCACUGAAUUUGAACUUAGUAAACCAUUGUCGAAUAAGUGGUGUUCAUUUUCAGUCUUUUCAUUAGUUAAUACGAUGUACUUUUUUAUUCGGGAAUCGCUUUUCGUGACAAAUAAUGGAAUAGUUUUCUAUUUUGGUUUUUCCGCGUUGUUGAGUGCUAUGCUCAUAAAAUUGUGGGAUACAUUUUGCAAAAGAUUUAGUCUAAGCGACUGUAGCGAUCGCUUUAAAGCUUACUACAGGUUACCGAAUGCCUUCCAUAGCUUAACAUGUUAUAUUUCAUAA
Echinostoma caproni is the source of this 774-nucleotide messenger RNA. The record is from the annotation of a GenBank genome assembly. NCBI's taxonomy places the organism in Eukaryota, Metazoa, Platyhelminthes, Trematoda, Plagiorchiida, Echinostomatidae.